AUGGCGGAGCCAAAGCGGCUAAGAGCGAAGCCCGUUAGCACGAUACCCGUACAAUAUGGAAGUGGUUGUGGCAGCGACAAUGUAAUGGUGGGGGCGACUACAAAAGAAAACUUUGGUAAGGAGUGCAAGAUCUGCACGAGGCCCUUCACAGUCUUCAGGUUGAAACCGGGCAGGGAUGCAAGGUACAAGAAGAGUGAGAUUUGCCGAACUUGCAGCAAGUUGAAAAAUGUUUGCCAAAUCUGCCUUUUAGAUCUUGAAUAUGGUUUGCCGGUUCAGGUUUGUGAUACUGCACUCAGCAUCAACUCGAAUGAUUCCAUCCCAAAGAGUGAUGUGAACAGAGAAUACUUCGCGGAGGAACAUGAUCGUAGGGCAAGAACAGGUCUAGAUUACGAAUCCUCAUAUAGAAAGGAACAACCAAAUGAAACUAUUUUGAAACUGCAAAGGACAACACCAUAUUACAAGAGAAAUAAAGCACAUAUUUGCAGUUUUUUCGUUAGAGGUGAAUGUACAAGAGGCACUGAAUGCCCUUACCGGCAUGAGAUGCCCGUCACUGGAGAGUUAUCCCAGCAGAUUAUUAAAGACCGUGACUACGGAGUUAACGAUCCAGUUGCAUUGAAACUACUGAACAAGGCAGGUGAAAUGCCAUCUCUGGAACCCCCAGAGGAUGAGAGCAUUAGAACCCUAUAUGUUGGUGGGAUUGAUGCAAGAGUCUCAGAGCAAGACCUUAAACUAAUGUGGGGCCGACCACCAGUACCUAAAACUGAUGGUGAAACAUAUUCGAAUGAAGUUAGACGGCAUGCAGUUGCACACCAGCAAAACCAGUUUCAGCCACCAGGAGCUGCAGGUAGUCAGGAACGACAACAGCCACCACAGAUGCAUUAUUUUAAUAUCCCACCGCCUGUGCCUCAGCAUGGCAGGGCGUUUUAUCCUUGCAUGGAUCCUGAGAGAAUGGGAGCAGUGAUCCGUGCCCAAGAAGGAAGUGGGGCUAGUGGGUCGGGCAGCGGCCCAGAUCAGAGGCAUCAAGGUGGUCCUGAGUUAGCUGCUUAUCCACCACCAUCGUUCCCAUCUCAAGAUGGUGGGCAUUACUAUCCGCUUUAUUUUCAACCUGGGCCACCACCAUCAUAUGGUUCACCUCUAUCGUAUCAACAAUAUCCUCCAUUGUCUCAUCCUUCUACCAUGCCACCACCAGGACCAAACGCUGAACAACCUUAUCAACAGAAAGCACCAGCUGAUGCAGCUGUGAUAGGGCCACUACUACCAUUGACGGAUCCAAUGUAUUAA
This is a messenger RNA of Erigeron canadensis, 1281 nucleotides long. RefSeq names its product zinc finger CCCH domain-containing protein 49-like. The record is from RefSeq and is a predicted model, not a curated record. Bases 1 to 1281 code for a protein of 426 amino acids. Gene Ontology annotation, cellular component: Prp19 complex; U2-type catalytic step 1 spliceosome; U2-type catalytic step 2 spliceosome. Gene Ontology annotation, molecular function: pre-mRNA binding; metal ion binding; U6 snRNA binding. The transcript is spliced from 5 exons. NCBI's taxonomy places the organism in Eukaryota, Viridiplantae, Streptophyta, Magnoliopsida, Asterales, Asteraceae.